Messenger RNA from Quercus lobata, 763 nucleotides. RefSeq lists its product as uncharacterized. The transcript has 2 exons. The record is from RefSeq and is a predicted model, not a curated record. The coding region runs from base 60 to 569 and encodes 169 amino acids. NCBI's taxonomy places the organism in Eukaryota, Viridiplantae, Streptophyta, Magnoliopsida, Fagales, Fagaceae.
CCCAUGAAAACCCUAAUUUGUCCUGAACGCUAAUAUUCUCUCCAGCCCUAACCAUAACCAUGAAUCCCUUUGAUGAAAACGAGCCUUAUUGCCACUUAAAUCAGUUAAAUGUGCCUACGCUUCAUGUGCCGAAAAACGAAGCCGCAAAAAACCCAGACCCUUUAACCCUCCCUGAAGAUACAGAAAUCUUGGAAGCCACGGAAGCUUUGGAGGUACCUGUGGAACCAGAGUUUGAGUUGUUGGCUGCCAUGGAUUCAGAGUCUGACAAGUACUUGUAUGGGGAUUCAAUGUCUGACUUGGAAAGUUAUUAUGCCCCCAAAAACGAUGAUAUCAUAGUGCCUCAAAAUCCCAACAUGAGUGGUGUUUGUGACAUGUGCUUGAAUAGGCUGCCUGAGAAAGGAUACUGUAAUUAUGGUUUUGAUAAUCAAACAUUUUGUAGCAUUGAGUGCUGUGACAAACAGAUUGUCGUUGACAGGAUGAUAUCAACAGAGGCCAAUUUAGCCAAGCUAGAUCUUCGUGACGAGCCAAAACAAGUGAAGUUGUUUGGUGUUUGUUUAAAACACCCAUAGAUUGGCAGUAACCUAAGAUUUGCUAUGCAGUUUUGCCUACACUUUACAUUAUCUUCAUGGCUCAUUGUUGAUAGUAUAUAUUGUUUAUAAGUGGAAGACAAUGAUUUGAACUUAAUGGUAGUAGUUUAGUAAAAUAUAGUUACCAUAUGAGUACAUCUGCAGCCUUUUCUUUUAAUGAAAAAUAAAUAUAUAAA